AGCCGAAGCCAGCCCAGGCAGCCUCCCCCUUCUCAGCGCUGGAAGAGGCGGAGGCGGCGGCGGCCGGUCAUGGCAGCGCUCGGCUCUCCGGCGGACAAAGGGAGCCGGCGGGCCGGGAGCUGAAGCAGCCGGAGGAGCCUCCAGCUGAGGCGGGCAGGGACGCCCACCAUGAAGCUCAACGAAAAGAGCCUCUCCUUCUACGCCACCUGCGCCUCUCCGGCCGACCACGCCGGCUUCCUGCACAAGAAGGGCGAGCGGAACACGGCCUACCACCGGCGCUGGUUCGUGCUGAGGGGGAACAUGCUCUUCUACUUUGAGGAGCGGGAGAGCAGGGAGCCCGUGGGCGUCAUCAUUCUGGAGGGCUGCACGGUGGAGCUGUGCCAGGCCAGCGAGGAGUUCGCCUUCGCCAUCCGAUUCGACGGCCCCAAGUCCCGCACCUACGUGCUGGCGGCCGAGAGCCAGGCCGCCCUGGAGCGCUGGGUCAAGGCGCUCUCCAGAGCCAGCUUCGACUACCUGCGCCUGGUGGUGAGAGAGUUGGAGAAGCAGCUGGAGGAGAUGCAGGCGGCCAUCCCGGGUGCCCAGCUGGGGCUGAGACGGCGGCUCUUGUAUCGGAAAAACAAAACGGCUCCCAAUUUGGAACUGGCUGCCCUGCCGCAGGAGAAACCGUCCCUGCCCGUUUGCAUCCCCGGGAAAGAGAACGGCUGUGCCUUAUGGAAUAACUCCGAAGCCUUGGCCAGCUUGUCUCCUGCCUGCAGAGAGAUAAACUCUUACAGCGGGGCCAAAAGCUACGAUGGGGGGCUCAAGCCGCCGCCGUUGCCCCCUCGGAGACGGUCCCUGCCGAGCAGCUCCGGUGGGACCGGCGGCCCGAGCUUAGACGGCCCCCUGUCUCCAAGCGCAGUGUGUUUUUCCCAGCUGCACGGCUGGUACGGCCAGGAGAUUGUUGAGCUGCAGAAGGCCUGGCUGGAGGGUCAGAGGUAUAAGGACAGCAGCCUUUGAACCUCCUGGGGGCGGACAGGCGCUUCCUGGAAAAACUGAACUGGCUGAAGCUCAGCCACGCUUGGAAACCCACCAACGCCCAUCUUGCAGAUGAGACUCCGGGAAACUUUGUCUUCGGUCUGCUGAUUGCACCCUUCCAUGAUUCAUGGAAAAGCCAUGGCCAGUGCCAGCUCACAUCCUCCUCUCCCUCCCCCUCCCCCUCCAAAAAUCCCCUUUCCUCAAACAGGCCAAACUUUCUAGUUCCUGGAGGCCUCCACCGUUAAGGGAUCUUUGAUGAGAUGUUGUUGGAAAUUGGAAAAGGUUUUCCUCUGGAAACAACUCACAGCCCCAGCAGGCAAAUGAACGGAAGCGAGGCAGGAGCGUCUUUCGACCCCCGGAUGCCAUGGAGGGUUGUUUCAACGAAGCCUUUGGUGCAGGGAGGGUGGGCUUCAUUUGCAGAAGCACCGGAGGACCAUGGGAAUGGUUGGGCUUGGCUCGGUUACUUCUCCAGGAGUAACCUGUGAUCCAAUUUGCACCCAAUUCAGUUAAAGGAGAUUCUGGAAAUUCUCCAGAAAAGAAAUUGUAGCUGUGUCGUUCAUGAUUCUUGUCAGUUAGAAUGGGGACAAGAUCAGGGGAGGUCUUAGAACUCCUGUUUAGUCAUGAAGGCCAUUGAAUGGCCACCAUCUUGGAAGCUAAACUAUCUGACUGGGACGCUGGGAAUCAGGCGAGGAGGUCCAUGUAUACGACAGGUGGGGUGUAUUCUUACAAUCCAGAAAAGAAGGAACUGAAAUGGGGUCCCUUUAAGCCCCCUCCUUCCCAAAGCGGCAACGCCAUCUCUUUGCCUAACCCUUGUAAGCAUUUUCUUACCUGGGACAGGAAUCUCUUCGGCCACCACCAUUUAUAUAACGGAAAUUGGGAAAUUGGCUCUUUAUUCGUUUCUGCAGGACAGGAGUGGAUAAAAGCAGCUGUUCACGAGGCGGCCCAAACCUUGAACGCAAUAAACGGAGACAUCAGGCCGAGGUGUUAUACAACUUCUGUAUUUUCCUUUUUUUAACGGCUCUUUACACAAUGUAAUUGGCCUUUUUCAGUAUUUAACAAACUCCGGUCAAUCUUGUAGAAAUGGUUUCAAAGUACAGUACAGGCGCCUAGAAAAAGGGAGCUGACGCAUCUCGCCAGCUUCGAAUACAACCGGUCUCUCUCGAGGGUGGAGAACCAACACUUAAGUGCUUAGUUAAAAUAAUAAUAAUAAUAAUAAUAAUAAUAAUAUAUCCUGUUCCAUUAAAACUAAUCUGGAGCCUUUGGUGAAGAAGAAUUCAUGGACCCCACUCCACAUUUUAUUUGGAUAGACAGAAGCUGAAUUUUUUCAGGGGGUUUCUAGGUAAGUGAUAUUUCCAUGUGCUUCAGGCGGACAAAUAGAUCAGAAUUUCUGGAUGAAAUAAGGAGCAUUGAAUACAUAAAAAAAUACUUUCAGUUCUGAUAAAACAAAACGCAUGUAAUGGGAAGGCCAUUACAUAUAUAUUGGUGUGUGGGAGAUAACUGGCUUCUCUUUCCCUGCUUGUAAAUUAGAUUCAAAAAGCUUUUAUCACAUCUGGGGGAAUAAAUUAACGGCUGGAUGAAAAGCUUGAGAUCACUCAACUCCGUUAGGGUCUCUUCAAAUGAUGAAAACAUCUGGUGAGAAACUGCCAUCUAAGGAAGAAACCUGCCAGUUCGGAGACAGUCCCCUCAGCUCUUCAUCUAGUUUUGAGAUGAAAGUCAAAUUGAUGGGAAUUACUUAGAUAAUCCAGGACCAGCCUCUAUCCUUCAGCUCCUUCCUUCCUUCCUUCCUUCCUUCCUUCCUUCCUUCCUUCCUUCCUUCCUUCCUUCCUUCCUUCCUUCCUUCCUUCCUUCCUUCCUACCUACCUACCUACCUACCUACCU
Messenger RNA from Ahaetulla prasina, 2892 nucleotides. RefSeq names its product PH domain containing endocytic trafficking adaptor 1 (gene PHETA1). The coding region runs from base 169 to 996 and encodes 275 amino acids. The record is from RefSeq and is a predicted model, not a curated record. Lineage: Eukaryota; Metazoa; Chordata; Lepidosauria; Squamata; Colubridae. Gene Ontology annotation, cellular component: early endosome; trans-Golgi network; recycling endosome. Gene Ontology annotation, biological process: retrograde transport, endosome to Golgi; receptor recycling; endosome organization. The transcript is spliced from 2 exons.